Molecule: messenger RNA, 7367 nt
Organism: Lytechinus variegatus (green sea urchin)
Lineage: Eukaryota; Metazoa; Echinodermata; Echinoidea; Temnopleuroida; Toxopneustidae
Product: slit homolog 1 protein-like
Exons: 29
Coding region: 132-3956 (1274 amino acids)
Biological process (GO): axon guidance
Molecular function (GO): Roundabout binding; heparin binding; calcium ion binding
Source: RefSeq, a predicted model, not a curated record
CAAUUGAUUUUGUUUUGUAUCUUUACAGAGACCUGAGUUAUAACCAACUGGUAAAAAUUGACCGAAAGGUAUUCCGUGGAGCUUCAGUAAUCAGGGACUUACGGUUACACAACAACCAAAUCGUCUGCAUUAUGAGUGGCUCAUUCAGACCCCUUAAACACAUUGAAAUUCUAUAUCUGAACGACAACAAUUUGACGACUCUCCGCAGUAGCAGUUUCACGCAUAUGAGUUUUCUUAAACAACUGAGACUUUCCAAGAACCCUCUGGCCUGUGAUUGUCACUUGAGUUGGCUGGCCCUUUGGUUGAGACCGCACGUCACUCUCGGCCUCUUCGCCACUUGCGAGACUCCUAGACAACUUCAUGGGCUCAAAGUGGCUGAAUUGCAGACUACUGACUUCAGGUGUACAGGAAAUGAAAAUCAUGAAGCAUUGUGUGAAGUGGAACCACUGUGUCCGGAGAAGUGUGAAUGCACGUCAAAGUCUGUGGACUGCAGGGCAAGGGGGCUGACUGAGUUGCCUGACACUUUCCCUUACCACAUGAUGGAAUUACGAUUGGAGCAGAACUUGAUUACAGAGAUUCCAUCCCGAGCUUUCUCACCAUACAAGAAACUUAAAAGGAUAGAUUUGAGUAACAAUCUGAUAGAAAACAUUGCAGAAGAUGCCUUCAGCAGUCUCAGGACACUCAACUCACUAACCCUCUAUGGUAACCGCAUCUCUGAUCUACCUGAAUUCAUAUUCCGAGAUCUUACAUCUCUGCAGCUCCUGCUUCUCAAUGCCAACAGACUGACCUGUAUCAGAAACAACCUCUUCAGGGAUCUUGUCAAACUUAAUCUUCUAUCUCUUUAUGACAACAACAUUCGGUCUUUGUCUAACGGCACAUUCAGUUCACUCCGAUCUCUGCAAACAUUACAUUUGGCCCGCAACCCAUUCAUCUGUGAUUGUAACCUGAGAUGGAUAGCUGAGUACCUUGAAACCUAUCCAGUCGUUGAGACGAGUGGUGCACGCUGUGCUAUGCCUGUCAGAAUGGAACGCAAGAGAAUUGCCAACAUGAAGAGUGUCAAGUUCAAGUGUAAAGAUGCUGAAUAUUACAGAACGGCUCAAGCUGGUCAGUGUUUUAUCGACCAUGAUUGUCCAGAUGCGUGUACAUGCCACGACAGUAUUGUAGACUGCUCUAACAGGCGACUACCAACUGUACCGGAUGAAAUCCCAACAUAUACAACAGAAUUGAAAUUGAAUGGAAAUGAGAUUUCACGCAUUUCUGCAGAUGGGAAGUUCCUUCAUCUGCCGAAUCUCAAGAUCUUGGAUCUCCGUGACAACCGCAUCUCUGUCAUUGAAGAUGAGGCCUUCCAGGGAGCUUCUUCUCUUGUUGAACUAAUUCUCACGAACAACAAACUGAGUAAUGUCACCGGACGCUCUUUCGUAGGACUCAAAAAUCUGCGGACGCUGAUGCUUAGGAGCAACAGGUUGUCAUGCAUCACCAAUGAGACAUUCACAGGACUAAAAUCAGUGAGACUCCUGUCAUUGUAUGAUAAUGCCAUCAGCACCAUCAUGCCUGGUUCAUUGGAUUCAAUGAAAGCUUUAGCAACAUUAAAUAUGCUUGGAAACCCAUUGAAUUGCAACUGUCAUCUUUCUUGGUUACCUGAUUACCUGUCGGCCCGUCAGAUCAUCACGGGAGAACCACGUUGUCAGGAGCCGUCAGCUCUCCAGGACACGCCCAUCCAAACGCUUCAGAGGGACCAAUUCACGUGCGAAGGUAAUGAUCAUAACAGCUGCCUCCCUUCCCUUGCCUGCCCCAGGGAGUGUGCAUGCAGUGGUACGGUGGUCAGGUGUAGCCGCAAAGAACUCACUUUACCCCCUCGUAACAUCCCUACAGGGGCUACUGAAUUAUACUUAGAUUCAAACCAGUUGAUCACAGUACCUGAAAGGCUGAGCACAUUAAAGAGUCUUCAUACAUUAGACCUUAGUAUGAACCAGAUCGCGAUGCUACCAGACUUUGCAUUUGCCAACAUGUCCAAACUUUCAACUCUGAUUCUGAGUUACAACCGAAUCAGCUGUAUUCCAUCUGGCGCUUUCAUGGGACUCUUCUCUCUUCGCAUUCUGUCUCUUCACGGCAAUAACAUCUCAGCAAUCUCAGAAGGCACGUUUUCAGACUUCACAUCACUCACUCAUCUGGCCUUGGGUGGUAACCCUCUCUACUGUGAUUGCCACCUACAUUGGUUAUCAGACUGGGUAAAAGAUGGGUUCAAGGAACCAGGCAUUGCUAGCUGUGCCGAUCCGUACAACCUGAGAGGGAAGCUCCUCCUUACAGCUCCCUCAAAGAAGUUCCUCUGCACAGAAGAGCCAGACAUUUCCAUCCUUGCCAAGUGUGAUCCAUGCCUGUCUGCUCCCUGUGAGAAUGAAGGAGUAUGUCUGACUGAUCCUAUUGAGAGAUACAGGUGUGAAUGUCCACCAGGGUUCAAAGGUCAACACUGUGAAGCAGAGGUCAAUGAGUGUGACCAGAGGCCGUGCUUGAAUGGAGGCGUCUGUGAGAACCUGGCUGGGGGUUUCAGAUGUGACUGUUUGACAGGUUUCUCUGGUGAUACAUGUGAAGUCAAUGUAGAUGACUGCCGGGCCCAUCUCUGUCUCAACAACGGAACCUGUGUGGACGGGAUCAAUAACUAUACCUGCCGAUGCUCACAAGGUUACAAGGGUGAUUAUUGUGAAGUGGACAUUGAUCUCUGUCAUCCAAUGACCGACCCUUGCCAAAAUGGAGGUGUCUGCUUUGACCUUGGUCAUGCCUACAGGUGUGAGUGUCCCCCAGGUUAUCGAGGAGUCAACUGCACCGAAGGUUAUGAAGAUUGCCGCACUCGUCAUUGUCUGAACGGUGGAGAAUGCCUGCAGGAUGGUACCCAGUUUGCCUGCCGAUGCCCUCAGGGUUACAUCGGCCAGACCUGUGAAAUGAAUGCCAACAUUUACAUCAGUGAUACCCCUUGCAGCUGCCAGAACAAUGGACAAUGCUACAACAAUAAUGCCACAGAUGUCCAGGAAUGCCGCUGCUUACCCGGCUUCUACGGAUUGAAGUGCGAGAUCCCAACCAGCAUCAGCUUCAGGACGGACAACGAUGGCUUUGUAGAGUUCCCGAGACCGAACAGUGCUCAGAUAGUCAAUUUUACCCUCAUCUUUGCCACCACCAUAGAAAAUGGAGUCCUGCUGUACAUGGGAGAUGAAAACCACAUCGCUGUUGAGCUGUUCCGUGGCCGUAUCCGAGUCAGCUAUGACGUAGGCAAUUUCCCUUCGGCCACCAUGUUCAACCAGAAGAAACUGAACAAUGGCGAGUUCCACACCCUUCAGCUGAUCCUCUACAGACGCAAUGUCUCCAUGCUGAUUGAUGAUGAUAAAGAAUGGAAGACCAAGAGUAAUGAAGGAGAGCAUGAGUAUCUGCAGGUGAAUCGACCCUUGUAUCUGGGAGGCUUGCCAUCUGAUCAGCAGGCAAAGCCCGUUAGACUCUGGCAUAUACGCAACAGGUCAAGUUUCCAAGGUUGUAUCCGGGCUUUCUUUGUCAACAGCGUGCCCAUGAGCCUGAGCGCUGCCACCGAGCGGAUGCACGUCAAGGAAGGCUGCCCCGUCUAUGACAUGCCUAACCCAUGCCUUGAGAAUAGAUGUGUCAACGGCUUCUGCCACAACGUUGAUGAAUCCAUGUACCGCUGUGACUGUCAGGAUGGCUGGAUGGGUACAUUCUGUGAUAGAGAAACAACAUGCACAAGUAUCAAAAUCAACGAAACAUUUGAAAUGGAUGGGUGCACGACGCUUCGGCCCAUCCGUAAUGCAACGUGCACCGGAGAGUGCGGGUUAUCCUGCUGCAGGCCGGCCCGGAGCCACAUGAGAAAUGUGCGGCUUCACUGCCCCGACGGCAGCACCGUCACCAAGGAGAUCAAGAUCGUGAGGAAUUGUGCGUGCCAGGGUUGCGAGGGUGGGUAAAUGAAGGGCGUGCCUUCCUUGCCUUACGUGUAGAUGUAGACUCGCGCACACCUCCACCUCUCCUCACUGUACCCUCCCAUGGGGUUGAAGUACGAAGGCCAAAUGAACUGUUUUUAUUAUAUAUCUGCGUGCCAGGCAUUCCUUACAAGAACAGGAGAUUGCCUUUUGGAUACAACGAUUGGACUAGCAUUGGAAAUGAUUGGGAUGCUCAAGGAGCUGCAUUCUGAGAAGUGGCAGGAGAAAUAUUUAAAGAGGCCCAGAGGUGCGAAGGAGGACUUAAGUACCCAAGGAAUUGCCAUUAUAUAUUUUAUCAUAAAUGUUUGUACACACUAUAUGCAUGGGUAUUGUUAUCACUAUAGAGAAGAGAGAUUAUUCAGUUUCAGCGAAUGAUGCUGGAAGCCAUCGAGACCGAAGGACUACUGCGGCAUUAUUGCACCUGUUGAAAUAUUAAACAGUUUAUAAUUUCUUCUAGAGAUUAUGCGUGUUGAUCCACUAUCACAGCCUUAAAGCUUGCAAGUUUUGAGACUGAUCAUGCUGAAUUCUACUCUUGUUGUCACAUAUGCACAAAGAGUACACAUAAAUGUGACCUGAUUAUUCUAACUGAAUUCAGAUUUCUGUGCACAUUGUAACUUUAUGUAACGUAGAUGAUGUGCUUUUGAUGCAAGACUGUAUGAUUACUUUCAGUAUGGUUCUCUUUGUGAACUAAGUACACAGGUUACUUAUGCCAAUGUUACACUAUGUGUGACAUGGGUUAAUGAAGUAUUAGGGGUCAAGCGGGUAUAUAUAGACUGGUGAAAUUGUACAUGUAUAUAUGAAAAAAAAAGAAAAAAAUGUGUCACUGCAAAUUUGUAUAUUUAUCUAAAGUGUUACAUUGUACAUAGAAUGAAGGCUUUUGUAACAUCGAGCACAACGCUACUCUGUUAUGGAUUGCCUUGUGUCUGUAAAAAUUUACAGCCAAGAUUAUUAUGAAUCAUAAUCAAGUAUUAUUAUGUAAUUAAUCAUACUGCCAUUAUCAGUUAAGGAUGUUAUUACAACUCUUUGUGAAAGUAUUUUUUUAGUUUUAUGACUUCUAACUUUCAGUGCCCUAUAUAAUUUAAAUAAAGACUUCAGUAAAACCUGAAAAGGAGUCUUUUUUUAUUCAAACAGUUUGAAAAUCAAAUUAAUGAUAUUUGUUGGUGUUUAUAUCAGGGUUUUAUUUCAUGAAGACUUCUUGUAGUAAGAAAUGCACAAUUUCUGUAACAAGUUUAUCAUCAGCCAAUCAAAUUGAAGAAUUUCAGUAGCUUUUAACUGUUAUUGCAAAUUUGUUACUGUAACAAGUUUUAUGAAAAAGGUCCCUUUGGUGGUAAGAUACUUACCAUUCGAAAAAAAAAAGAUAAAGUGGUAUUUUUCAUUUCAAAAUAUAUUUUUGCAUCAGUCAAAUUAAAUAAAAAUAAAAAAAUAAAAAACAGAGAAAAAAAAAGACAUGUUGAAUCUAAUGAUAGAUUCGGACUUCGUAGUUUGAUUGUUGAAUGUUUAUCGUUAGAAUUUCUAUUUCCGUACAUUAAAGACAUUUGUUGAAUUUGAUUUGCUAUUUGACAACACGAGGAAAAUAUAUUCACUCUAUAUAAUUAUAUGUUAUGGAGUUGAUUUUGAUAGUGGGGCUCAUUGAAAAUGUAGAAUGUGUGGAGAAAACAAACCGGAAUAGGGUGGGGGGGGGGGGAUGAUGGACAAGAUUUGACAUCAUUAUAAAGCUCAAUAUUUUGUUAGAUUGAGUGCUGUUCUGCUUUUUCAAUCUUUUUCAAAGAGUUUCAUACUGAACCUGACAUGACGGUAGUUUUUUUGAAGGAAGUUAAAAUAUUUUUUUUUAAUUUAAAAUCUAAUUAUCAAUAUUUACUUCAGUUUGGAAAGUACAGAGAUAAAUGAUAUGCAUAUUAUGUUCCUAAGGAUUCUAUUGGUGGCUAACUUUACUUAUUGUAAAACUUGUGCCAGUUUAUUAUUUCUUAUUGUAAUCAGCAUUUCAAUAAAUUAUCAUUGUAAGGUCAAAAGGCAGGAAAGGCGUUUUGAAAAAAAAAAUUCUACUUGUAUACAUUUUAGAUGUUGAUUAUAAUUCUGUUUUAUAAUGUAUUUAUCAUGUAAAUAUAUGAUAAUUGAAGACAAGAUUAGUUGUAAUUAUUGAUGACAAUGCACAUUGCUGUCUUGGUAUGAGUUGGCUGAGUGUUAAAAAUCGAGCUCUACAAAUUUGUAUUCAAUCAGUUAACAUCUUAGUCAUUUUUGACAAGUUUCAAAGUAUUAAGUGAAACCCAAAUUGCAUUAACAAUCAAUCCAUGAGUUUGAACUCAUUUUUUUGACCGAAGUUGAAAUACUUUAUUUAAAAAAUUACUUUCAAAUGCUAUACUUAUAAUACUUGAUAAACACCUAUAUGUAGGUAUUGCAGUAAUAAACAAUUUUUCAUGAAACCUUCAUUUAACCUUUUAAUAAUUGUUUCUCUAAUUUUCAUUCAGGACAUAUUCACCCAGGAAUGGUUGAAUAAAGUAAAUUCCAUUAUGCAUAGACCUGUAUAACACUAAUAUAACAAAUCAAUUUUAAUUUAAUCUUUCAUGCCAUUUCCAAAGCCUAUUGCAUUUGUGUAUUUAUACUACAAACAUACAAUUAAAGCAUGUGGCCGUACUGUUUUGUUUAGGAAUUGCCAAACGAUCUGAAAAAAAUUCUUUUCAUAUACAUAUAUAUAUAUGGAAUAUAUUAUUUUCUAUUAAUUUCACAAGAAGAUGAUACAUUUUUCCAUAAUAUUCUUAUUGCCAAAAUGAAUUCCCUUUAAAUUUGAUUUCCAUGAAUGUGACUUGUUGUUAAACUUUUUAUUAUUACAACUUGACUUGGCAGAAGUAAUGGCCACUGUAUAUCUGUGUGUCAUUGAUUUGUUUGUAUAUUAGUUUUAUAUUCUACUUAUUUAUCAAUUUCAUAUGCAACCUUUUAGAUUUUUUUAAAUACAAUGCUCUGUGUAUACUCAUCAUUUUGCAUUAUUAACAAAUGGGUUUAUUUUAAUAUUUUGUAUGUAUAUAAAAUUUUGGUUCGUUGUGGAAAAAAUCCUGAUCUGAUGACAAUUUUCAAAAGACCUUAUCAUUUUUACUACUGCUCUUUAAUAAAUGUCAUUAUAUUUUAUUGUACAGCAUGCCUCAGAGUUUAGUGACAUAAUCACAUGUUUGGAAACCCUUAUUUGCUAUCAUAAAAUGAUCAUGUCUCUGCUACCACAUUGUAUUUAAAAGUUGAAAAAAAAAAAUUUGUGUGCAGUAUGUUUACUGUUACUGAAAACCUUCCUCAUUUUCGCUCAAAAGAUGUCUUAAUGAAGUUUUAAACCUGUACUCUGCUUGUUAAUAGUAUGCUGCUUGCUAUUACUACAAUCAUGAAGACUAUUAAAAUAAACUAAUGUAACUGAAA